Molecule: messenger RNA, 1254 nt
Organism: Dichomitus squalens LYAD-421 SS1
Lineage: Eukaryota; Fungi; Basidiomycota; Agaricomycetes; Polyporales; Polyporaceae
Exons: 8
Coding region: 1-1254 (417 amino acids)
Cellular component (GO): cytosol
Molecular function (GO): mRNA binding
Source: RefSeq, a predicted model, not a curated record
AUGUCGCCCUCGCCCAACCCCCUCUUCAAGUUCAAUCGCGAUGGCUUCGCCGUCCAUGUCAGCAAUGUCGCCGACGCAGUCACAAGGAGAGAACUUGUCGACCUCUUCAACAACUUUAUAGGCGACAUCAUCAAGUGCGAUGAAAACUAUGACGCAGCGGGUCGUAGAUAUUACGCCUUGACAUUUGCUUCGCAAGACGCCGCCAAGAAAGCGCUUUGCAUGUCCGGCUACAACGUCGACGGCACCCCGCUCGUCGUCACUACCGUCACCCUUUCAUCGGAACUUCCCCGCUCGAAGCCGGCAAAACAACCUGAUACUCGUCGGAACCUCUACGUCCUGGGGCUGCCUUUCGACCUUACCAAAACUGAGUUUGCUGAGAUCUUUUCUCGCUUUGGGACGGUAUCGCAUGCCGUCAUUCUCGCCACCGUCGACAACGCAUCCAGGAGGCGUGGAUUCGUUGUGAUGAGUCAACACCACGAGGCGAAACUAGCCAUGGACACCUUUAAUCGCAAGGAAAUCAAGGGUCAUGUCAUCGAUGUCUCCUGGGCUGUCGUUCAGCGUUCCGAAGGCUUCCUUGACGGGGGCGACCGCGCGACUGUUCUAUCCAACUCUUCUCCGUCGCCAUCUCCAGCACCGUUUGACGUCAAAGCUCUCACUCCUGCGCUUCCCCCUCUGCAAGCGUCUAUCGUUGUUACGCCACCUAUCGAACGUCCUCCAACACUCACGUUCUCCACUCCUUCAUCUUCCCUCCAGAUCAAGCACCUGCCUGCAGUACUAUUCUCUCAACUCUCUGACUUGCACCCCCUUCUAGGGCCUUAUGGCGACGUGAAGAAGUUGGAGAUCAUACCUGCUGAGUCUGGAGAACAUGGUCUGGUAUCGGCUGUAGUGGAGUACGCUACUCCGUCUCAAGCUGCAGAAGCCGCACAAGCGCUCCACGGACAAGCGUACUCCAGUGUUCCUAUUGUCGUCGAAUUCCUUCGUGCGGAUACUAGCCAAAACUAUGAUGCUGACGGGAAGCCCGGUCUCAACCCUCAUGCCACUCCCUUCGUCGUUCAAGCCGGGCUGGCGCCCAAUGCCCUGCUUGCUUCUGUGACUCCUGUCUAUCCUGGCUCAGGCUUGUCCCAUAAUAAUCUUGCUGCGCUCUCGAAAGGUGGACUGCUCGCUUUUGGUCCUCAGUCAAUAUCACCCUACGGAAGUCCCUUGCUCUGUGUUCCUUUCACCGGUGUUCGACCGAACUCAGCCCCCACGGCGUAA